GACAACAACCUCGUCGUGCUCGACCUCUCCAAGAACUUCACCAACCAGGACAGCUUCCCGUACUCGUCCAUCCACAAGGGGCCCGACGUGCCCAGCUCACUUAUUGAGCACGUGCUGUGGUUCUCGCCGGCCACGCGCAAGAUCUACCAGCUCGGCGGCUGGUUCUCUUUCAAUAAUGUCAACGAUCCUGGCUACAAGAACCUGACCCAGAUUCCGCUGGCUGCUGUCUGGGAGUUCGACAUCGACGCCCAGACGUGGUCCGAGGCCGAUGACCUCGCGCUGGUAGACACGGGCGCCAAGGUGCAGCGGCCGGGCGCCGCGGCGAGCUGCGACGUGCCCUCUCUCAACAGGAGCUUCAUCUUUGAGGGCUACGUGCAGCAGCGCUCGGACCAGGAAUACACAGGCUUCACGGCGUCAUCUGAGUUCAAGUUUCUCGAGGGGAUGCUGUCGCUCGACACGGGCGGCGACGUCGCCAAGCCCACGCUGACCAACAUCUCGGUGCCGCAGCAAAUGGACGGAGAGGAUCUUGGCCCGCGCAUGAAUGGCGCCAUGGUACACCUCGCGGUUGGCAAGUACGGCGUUCUCGUACAGAUCGGCGGGCAGACGGCCUCGAACCCGACCCCUUAUGGAAGGGCCAUUGCAAACGCCAACGCCGGGAACACCAAUAUCCCCCUGUCGUACGUCGACAUCUACGACAUCGAAAGCGGCUUCUGGUUCCGACAGCAGACGUUUGGGCUGGCAGACGGGAUCCCGAGUGGACGGUCCGACAUCUGCGCCGUGGCGGUGGCGGCCAAGGACAAGUCGUCGUUCAACAUCUACAUGGUGGCGGGCGUGGACACGUACGCGAGCUACAUCACGACCGAGGAGAUCUGGGUGUUGACGGUGCCGACCUUCCAGUGGACGCUGCUACACUCACGCCAGGACGGCAUCUACGGGCACACGUGCCACGCCGUCGGCGAGAACCUGCUGGUCGUCGGCGGUAUGAAGACCAAGCCCGAGGGCGGCGACGUGGCCACGUGUUCCGAGCACAUGCCGGCAGAAAUCUACUCGCUGGCGUUGCAGAACUAUACGGGCGUCUUCGAUGCCGACGGCGCCGCCCGCGCCGCGCCCGUGCCCAGCAAGGUCGUCGACGCCAUCGGCGGCACGCCCGACGGUGGCGCAUACAUCACCAGCCCGAAAGUCUGGAGCGACUUGUACCUGCAGUACGUCUUCAACCCGACGCUGCAACGUCCGGCCUACACGCCGACCUAUGUCCUCGCCAACGCCACGAACGGCACAUCGCCAACCCCAAGUCCAAGUCCCAGCGUCGGCAGCGAGUCGCCAGGGACCAGCAAGUCCGUGGUAAUAGGGGCGUCAGUCGGCGCGACGCUGGAAUUCCUGGGGCUCCUCGCCACGGCCACCGGUCUGUUUCUCCUAUUCCGCCGAAAGCGCAGCGGCGGCAGCAGCGAUGACGAAGCCAGGCGGCACCAAAGAGCCAUCAGCCACCACUCGGAGCUGCCGGGGUACAGCAGCUCCGAUGUCAAGUACGACGCCAUGGGCUCGACGAUGCAGCCGCUGUCCGUGCCGCAGAUGAACGGGCCGGCCGAGCUGGGUGCCGACUACCAGCAGCAGCAGCAGCAGCACGUCAUUCCAAGCCCAAUUCCCAGCACGGCGAGGCCGUACUCGAUCCCGAGCGACUUGGGUCUGGGCGGGAACGGGAGCGGCGGCGGCGUGUCGUUUGCGCUAACCGACUUUGGGUCGUUCAAUGGUGGCAGCGGCAGCAGCAGCCGUGAAAUGUCGCUCGGCCAGCCGUCGCCUCCCCUGCCGACGCCGACCCCGGGCGGCCACAUGGGAUACCCGCCGCCACAGUUCCAGAGGAGUGUCAGCCCGCAGAGCCCUUCCGACGGCCUGCUGCAGCGGACAUAUCAGGAUUUGAACCUCGGUCAUGGGAGCGGCGGGCUUGGCCAGGGUCAGGGGGGAGGGUGA
Molecule: messenger RNA, 1965 nt
Organism: Lasiosphaeria miniovina
Lineage: Eukaryota; Fungi; Ascomycota; Sordariomycetes; Sordariales; Lasiosphaeriaceae
Exons: 3
Molecular function (GO): protein binding
Source: RefSeq, a predicted model, not a curated record